Messenger RNA from Metschnikowia bicuspidata var. bicuspidata NRRL YB-4993, 438 nucleotides. RefSeq lists its product as uncharacterized. The record is from RefSeq and is a predicted model, not a curated record. The transcript has a single exon. Bases 1 to 438 code for a protein of 145 amino acids. Lineage: Eukaryota; Fungi; Ascomycota; Pichiomycetes; Serinales; Metschnikowiaceae. Gene Ontology annotation, cellular component: Ino80 complex. Gene Ontology annotation, biological process: chromatin remodeling.
AUGCCCUCAGCCAAGAAAUACAACGUCAAGGUGCGGCUCCCCACAAGCUACCUAGAAACCUUGCCUGUGUUCGCCACGCCCAAGCCCAAGUCAAGAGCAAAAAAGCUCAGUGCCGAGGACAAAAAAAACGCCGGGUCGCCGGGGUCUUCUCCUGCUCCUGCGGACGACGUCCCGGCUGCCAGAAUAAACACUGGGCCAAAAGAACUAAGUACUGCUGGGCUCACUGUGAAUACAGUCACCCAGACGCUCGAUAAAUCGGGUAGGCCCUGCCGCAAAUGGAAAAAGGGGCCGCGGGAAUUCAAGACUUUCACGGGCUUUAAGGUAGGGCUAAGUGUUUGGAAACCGGAGGAAGACGAAGCAGGCGUGGCCCAUACAGAGCAGACCCCAGUACAGGAGUCACGUGCAGAGGAGUCUCCUUCCAAGCACAUUGCUGUUUGA